UCCAUAGGAAGAGGCUCUCUAGGGGGGUUCUCUACAUGCUUGCCAGUCCCCCUCUUUGGGGACUGUUCCACUGGGCAUGUUCCCUCACUCACUAAUUGCAGAUCCCUCUGCACUACGUGGGAUGGGGUUUUGUACUCUCUAGGGACUGAUCUUUAGGUGUCUGCUCUGCUGGGGCAGCAGAUUCUGCUCUAUAACCCCUGGGAUUUGGUUGUAAGUGUUCUGGCUCCACAGGGGCCAGCCCCACACCGUGCUUGUAGGUGUUGAGUUCCACAGGAGUGUUCCCUGGAGGGGCUGUGACCCACAGAGUCCCUGCUUGGGGACAGCACAUCCCUCACUGCAGGACAGGACAGCCUUGCCGUGGGGCUCUUGGGGCAGCACACCCCUCACUGAGAUUUUGGGUGGCACACCCCUCGCUGUGGGGCAGGGGGCACUCCCUCCUCGCUGAGGCAUUUUUGGGCAGCUCUCCGCAGCGCCGCGGUGCCGGAGCUGCAGCAGCUCAGCCUCUGCAGCCUCUCAACCCCACCGGCGCUUCCGCUGCUCCCGCCAAGCGCUUUAAAUAAUAAAUAAAUUGAGUUCAGAGGCAGCCACAGCAGAGCCCUGCCCCGGGGCAUCGCUCCCGCCGUGCCAGGGCUGCGGGGACACGGGGGAGCCCUGUGUCCCCUGGGUCUGGGGGCACCCCCUGCACGGAUGUGAGAUGAUGCUAAAUGAUGGAAAAUAUUGGUGAUAUUCCCCCAAAAAAACCCCACAGCCAGGAUUGUGUAACCUUAGGGAUACCCCACUUUGCUCUUCACCCCCCAGAUCCCUCAGGGAACACCUCAGAUCCGGAGGGGGAUCCCAGGAUCCACCCAGCCGCACCCCAUUUUUGCAGUGCACGGCCAGGACCUCGCUGUGGGGGUGUCCCCGUGCUUGGGGCAGCGUUUGAGCGGGGGGGAGCUUCCACCUGCUCCUCGGUGGCCCCCGCAGGUGCCGGCAAAGGGCAUUUCGUGCAGUUGGGAAGCAGGUCGUGCAUCCCGGCGUCUGGCGAGGCGGGAGGUGUUUCCCGGUGCCGCAGGAAUUUGCUGUUUGCGCCUGUGUUGCAGGAGGAAUCUCUGCAAUGUGCCGGCUGCUCCCCGGGAGGCUGGGGUGGCCGUGAGUCACUGCUGCCGCUGGAACGUGACUCAGUCCUGCUGCUCUGCCGGCAGGACAUGACCAGACUGCCAAAAAGCGGGAGAAGCCCCAGCUCCGAUUCCCGCCGGCGGGCGAGGACACGCGAAAUCUCCUCGGGGAGCUCAGCCUCCCACUUCCCAGGGAGCAGGCAGCUCCUUGCCGCGGGGCAGAGCUCGGCAUGGGGGGCACAAUGGGCUUAUUUAUUUGUUUAUUUAUUUAUUCUCCUCUUUUUUUUUUUUUUUUUUUCCCAGCUAGGAAAACCCUCUCCGCCCACUCUGGCUCACCCGUCCAUGCAUCGCCGUGGGGCUGGGGGCAGUCCCUGGGGUUUUGCUUCCUCGUUUUCCAGGCUCUAUGGCAGCACCCCAGCUGUGACUCAGCUAAUCAUCAUGAUCGAAACAAGAGCUGGACUCCAGCGCUGGAGCACGGAGCCACCAAACCCCCUCACCUGCCCUGGAACGGAUUGUCAAAAAUGUGGGGAAAGCCAUUCCCUGUCACCUGGGCUGCAGAUGGGGAAACUGAGGCAGGGCUGGUUUCGGGCACGACUCUCACCCACUGCAGCAGCGUCUGCCAGGCAGCUGUGGAAUUUGCUCCCGAAUAAACUGUCAUGGAAAUGAGCCCUUAUGUAUAUUUAUAGGAAUCAUCCUGCCAGCUGGAAUCUAAUAGGGGAGAAAAUAAACUGGGAAACUGCCUGGAACAGGAGGGCGGUGCCU
Haemorhous mexicanus (house finch) is the source of this 1856-nucleotide messenger RNA. RefSeq lists its product as uncharacterized. NCBI's taxonomy places the organism in Eukaryota, Metazoa, Chordata, Aves, Passeriformes, Fringillidae. Bases 705 to 1760 code for a protein of 351 amino acids. The record is from RefSeq and is a predicted model, not a curated record. The transcript is spliced from 4 exons.